Messenger RNA from Arabidopsis thaliana (thale cress), 1066 nucleotides. RefSeq names its product embryo-specific protein 3 (gene ATS3). NCBI's taxonomy places the organism in Eukaryota, Viridiplantae, Streptophyta, Magnoliopsida, Brassicales, Brassicaceae. The record is from RefSeq and is marked reviewed. Gene Ontology annotation, cellular component: extracellular region. The transcript has 2 exons. Bases 277 to 834 code for a protein of 185 amino acids.
CAACAAACAUCAAGCAUUUAUAAUUUAUAUAACACUCACGAGAGCCUCUUUCUUUAUCUACCUCGUCUCCUAAUCACAAACACACACAAAUCUCUGAAGUAAAAUGACGUUCCCUUCUCUUUCUGUCUCAUUUCUCUUCUUUGCCUUCAUAUUCGUUACGCAUGCAUUCGACCUCAGCAUCAUCCAGGUUCUUCUUGUUUUCUACUUUCUGGCUAACAAAGUAACCAGAACCGGUUUUCUCACUUGUAUAUUUGUUUUUUUGAGAAAAUCAUGUAGAUGCAACAGGGAACAUGUCCGUACACGGUGGUUGUCAUGACAAGCUGUCUUUCUCCGGAGUCGACAAGAGAUCAGAUCAGCAUUGUUUUUGGCGAUGCCGACGGUAACAAGGUGUAUGCACCGAAACUAGGGGGUUUGGUAAGAGGACCAGGGGGUUUGGGGAAGUGUUCAACGAACACAUUCCAAGUCAGAGGUCAAUGUUUGAAUGACCCUAUCUGCUCUCUCUAUAUCAACCGGAAUGGACCCGACGGUUGGGUCCCGGAGUCCAUUGAGAUCUACUCAGAAGGUUCAAAGUCCGUUAAAUUCGAUUUCAGCAAGAGCGUCCCUCAACUAAACACUUGGUACGGCCACAACAACUGCAACACCACAGGCAGACCAUCGUCUCCCGAUCUGCCUCCACCACAUUUUCCGCCAGAGUUUCCACCGGAGACACCUACCACCCCACCGCCGCCUCCACCAAGGCCGUCUGCUGCUUCAAGGCUUGGAAAUGGUGAGAGUGUUUUCCUUGCGUUUGCCAUUGCGACUGCGAUUGCCGCAAUGGUGCGUUGGAGUUACUAGCAUGGUACUUGAAGAGCAUGUUGUUGGGUUGUAUGAGGCUUUUUCUUUCCGUCGAAUGUUUUUAUUUGCUUUCGUUUUGCUUCAGCCUUUUCCUUGUUGUAGAAAACAUAAUUACUUAUUAAGUAUGUGCGCAUGAGUUCCUGUUUAGCUAUGAUUAUUAAUCAGUUGGUACCGACAUUUAGUAGUUCAUUUUCAAAAGAGAAUCCAUCACUUGUGCAUAGAAAUAAAGAUU